Cladocopium goreaui is the source of this 5160-nucleotide messenger RNA. Lineage: Eukaryota; Dinophyceae; Suessiales; Symbiodiniaceae. The record is from the annotation of a GenBank genome assembly.
AUGCUUGACCAAGAUGGUGAGGGCAAUUCUUCCAGUCGAUCAGAGCUCAUCGAGUUUAUCAACCAAGAAUUGAGCAUGCCAUUUCAGGUGCAUUCAAUUCACCGUCAGCUAUUUCAAGCAGCGAAGAAACACGUGACCAAUGAGAUUUCCUUGUGUGACUUGCUGGAUAUGUUCAACCAAGUGUUGAGUAAGUGCGUGUACCCAAAAUGGAUUGGCUUUGCUGCUGAUUGUGCUGAGAUGUAUGUUGCUCGCGGAGGACAUUUCGUUGAAAAAUCUGAGCAGGUGUGGGGCUCUGUGGAUACUUUGCAACAGUUCAUGAGCUUACGUUUGAAGUACUUGCAAAGCUUCUUGCACAAUGAGCUCAAAGGUAACGGCUCAAACAAGCUCAGCAUGACGCCCAUUGUGAAAGCACACUUGACUUUUUUCACUACGGAGGAUAAUCCAACGAUGAUUCAUCAGCUAUCUGCCUUGGAUUUGGUCAUUCCAUGUGACUCGUGGGCAGAGGUGUGGAGUGAAUCGUUAUGCAGUUCCAGCAGCUCAAAAGAACUCGUUGAAGCAUUGGCCAAAUCCUUGAAGAUUGACAUCAAUCAGUUCGUCAAGAAGAUGAACAUUGGUAUGAAAGCUGAUUAUGGCCCAGAUGACAAAGACAAGAACAUGGGAAAAGAAAAGGUGAACAAAGAUGAUGUCGAUAUGACAGAAACAACACAUGUUGAUGAUGCCGAGGCAGCACAGAAAACCGAUGGCAAUGCACAUGCGGAUGAUGCAAAUGCCAAAGCUGACCAAGAUCCUGAUGAUUUCGAACACAGUCUUGGAGGUCAGUUUCCUUUGAAAGAAACAUUCUUCUACAAAGAACCGAAAUCAGAGCUGAUGCAAGACAGUAGUGAUGCCAAGCAGUUGGGUUUGACAAGUUUGUCAACUGUGGACAUCAUGAGGUUGAAGUCACAGCUUGAGACCAUCAUGUGGUCAGCAUUUGGAGAAUGCAUGGAAAAGUCUAAGGACAAAAAGAAAUCGGAAUUCCUGAAAGCUGAUGUGAAGAAACUCAAAGCUCACAUGGACAAGGACGAGGUUUCAAUUAUGCCAUUCAUCGGGAACAUCAGUUUGAUGAAGAUCAAAGAUGCGUUCAAAAUUGCGACCAUGUUCGGUGUAGACUUUUUCAUGACCAAAUCUGGACAUGAUCUUGGCUCGGAUAUCAUUUGUCCAGCAUGGGCAUGUUCUUCAGUGAGUCGUGCUGAUCAAAGUUUCUUCGAACUCAAGAAGGAAUGGCAUGGCAUCAUUCCAGAUCCAAACUUGGAAAGCAAACUCGACAAGCUCAAGGAGUCUUUCAAGAAAUCAUCGGCCAACAAAAUCAACCGAUUGGAGAAAAAGAAAGGUACACUUAUCAAGAAGAUUGAAUCGCAAAAAAAGAAAGGUGAUGAUGCAAGUGCUUCAGAGAAGGCAUUGGCCAAGUUGAAUGCAGAGAUCAUUGAGGAGAACGGUGGUGGCUCUUUCGAAUUUGAGUCAUUCAUUCCUGUGGCACGUAUGCAGACUGAAAGUGAGUUUGAAGGGAAAUCAUGCCGUCAAAAGUCAUUGAGUGAAGCUUUGGCAGCUGCAUCCAAAGAAAAGGAUGAGUCGGGCGGUGGUGAUACCAAAAUCAAUUUCGGAAUGCAAGGAAUGGUGAAACAGUUGCGCGAUGAAGGUGUGAUGGACUUGAAAAAUGCCAACCCUUCGGCCCGAAUCUCCGUGAAACUCGUGGCCCGAAUUGGCAUUGGCGUCAUUGCAUCAGGUGUUGUGAAGGGUAAGGCUGACCACCUGACCAUCAGUGGAAUGUCGGGUGGAACUGGUGCUGCCAAGUGGGGCUCCAUCAAGCACUGUGGCCUUCCCUGGGAGAUUGGCCUUGCCGAGACCCAUCAGACCCUGGUGCUGAACGGUUUGAGGAACCGUGUGACCCUUCAGACCGAUGGCCAAGUGCGAACGGGUCGUGAUGUUGUGAUUGCCGCCAUGCUGGGGGCGGAGGAGAUUGCAAUGACAACGGCUCCACUGAUCACCUUGGGAUGCAUCAUGAUGAGAAAGUGCCACUUGAACACAUGCCCUGUGGGUGUUGCGACCCAGGAUCCAGAGCUCCGACAGAAAUUCACGGGUCAACCAGAGCACCUGAUCAACUUCCUCUUCAUGGUGGCUGAGGAAGCACGUGAGAUCAUGGCAUCUCUGGGUAUCAAGAAGUUCACUGAACUCAUCGGCCGCACAGACUUGUUGAGGCCCAAGGGCUAUUUGAAGGACAAUCCCAAGACUGCGGACUUGGACUUUGCAGAUCUGCUGAAACCUGCUUGGACCAUGGAGUCCAUGAUGGGCAAUUCGGCAGACAAUCCCAUGUACUGUUGCGAGCCUCAGGACCAUGAGUUGGCCCAUGCCUUGGACCAGAGCUUGGUGAGUCGCUGCUCCAGCGUCCUCACUGACUCCUCCAACAGCAAGGUGCGGUUGAAGGGCGUUCCAAUCAACAACGUGGACCGCUCCGUGGGCGGAAUCCUCAGCUUUGAGGUCAGCAAGAAGUUCGGGGCAAAAGGAUUGCCAGAGGGUUCCCUGCACAUCAACUUCAUUGGCAGCUCGGGUCAGUCCUUUGGAAAUUUCUUGGCCCCAGGCAUCACCUUCGAGCUGGAGGGCGAUGCAAACGACUACAUUGGAAAAGGUCUCAGCGGAGGAACCAUUGUGGUGUACAAGCCCAAAGAGGCAUCCUACAACUCUGAGAGUGCCAUCAUCGCUGGCAAUGCCGCGUUAUAUGGUGCGACUGACGGCAAGGCCUUCUUCGGCGGCAUCGCAGCAGAGCGUUUCGCGGUGCGAAACUCUGGCGCGACAGCGGUCUGUGAGGGCGUUGGUGACCACGGCUGCGAGUACAUGACACGAGGCACUGUUAUCGUCCUCGGCCAGAUGGGACAGAACUUUGCCGCUGGCAUGAGCGGCGGAGUGGCCUAUGUGUUGGAUUUGGAAGAGAAGCUUUGCAAUGCCUCAGGGGUGCACCUUGAGAAGAUUGAGGAAGAGGAGGACGACCUUGCUGAAAAACCUGAUCUCAGAGCAUGCUCAGCUGACAGGCGCAAUGGGUUUUCCAAAGGCAGCAAGGUGGCUAACGAUCUGCUUCAGAAGUGGAGCGAUGCCUUGAAACGCUUCACCAAGGUUUUCCCGAAGGAGUACAAAAAGGCCUUGCUCGCUCUCAAGGAGAAGGAGAAGGCGGUCACGGAGGUUCCCAAGGUCGUCGAACCCGAAGCUCCCAAACCCCGUGCACGUACGGGAACGUUGGACAUGGAGGAUGUGGGUGGCAAGCCCGUUUCUGUGCAAAACCCUGAGAAGAAGAAGGGCUUCCACGAAUAUGAACGCAAGGCUAUGCCCUACCGAGAUCACAAGGAUCGAGUGUUGGACUGGGAGGAGGUCUAUGCAUCCCAAACCAAGAAGAGUCAGCAGUGGCACAACUGGAUGCAGACACAGACAGCACGAUGCAUGGAUUGCGGCACACCUACCUGCCACAGUCCGAACCAGGGUGGUGGAGGCUGCCCCUUGGGCAACCGCAUCCCCACCUGGAAUCAGCUGGUGCAUGAGGGCGAGUGGAAGAGGGCCUUGGAGCGAUUGCUGGACACCAACAACUUCCCAGAGUUCACUGGAACGACCUGUCCUGCACCAUGUGAGGAGGCAUGUGUUUUGGGCAUCAACGAGAAGCCGGUGGCCAUCAAGACCACUGAGCUUGCCAUCAUCGAGUACGGCUUCUCUAAGGGAUGGAUCAAGCCACAGCCGCCGCUGAGCCGCACAGGGCGUCGCGUCUGUAUCAUCGGCAGUGGCCCAGCGGGCCUGGCUGCGGCGCAGCAGCUGAACCGUGCAGGGCAUCUGGUGGAGGUGCUGGAGAGGGCGGAUCGUGCUGGUGGUCUCUUGAUGUAUGGUAUCCCAUCCAUGAAGCUGGACAAGAUCGAGAAGGUCCUCCGUCGCAUCAAGCUGCUUCAGCAGGAAGGUAUCGUCUUCAAAUGCAACACGGAAGUUGGUCGGGAUGUCUCUCUUGGUGACCUGUGCAAUAAGAACGAUGCGGUGAUCAUGGCCACCGGUGCUACGAUGUGGCGCGACAUGCGCAGCACUGAGAAUCGACAGUUUGGCAACGUGGUCCAGGCCAUGGAGUUCCUCACAGCGACCCAGAGGAAGAACUUGGACACCGAGAUGGGUCUGAAGAAAACGGACGUGACAAAUUAUGAUGUCCAGGACAAGAGAGUGGUUGUGAUCGGUGGUGGGGACACAGCGGUCGACUGCGUUGGCACAGCCAUCCGCUUGGGUGCCAAGAGCGUUCUGCAGUUCUCACGCCGUGAUGAAGCUCCCACAGGCAGAUCGAAGCACACUCCAUGGCCUUGCUGGGCGGACACCUACCGUGUGGACUACGCGCACUCCGAAGGGCAGGCAGCCCUGGGACGUGACCCGCGUGAGUAUUUGGUGCAGACGAAGAGCUUCCGGGCCAGCGCCAAGGACAGCAGUGGACAUGGACAGCGGGAAGACCCAUCGAAGGUUGGUGCUGUCGUGGCAGCCAAGCUGACUCCUGCUGGCAAGGAGAUGGGCACAGUGGACUACCCCGCAGAGUUGGUGAUUUUGGCCAUGGGCUUCACUGGUCCUGACAAGGUUAUCGAUCCUCAGAACCAGCUGUCACGCGACCAGCAUUCCAACUUCAAGGCUGCAUAUGGAGAGUACCAAGCUGAAAGCGCGCCGUGGAGUAACCUCUACGCGUGUGGCGACUGCCGCCGUGGUGCCUCCCUGGUGGUGACUGCCAUCGCCGAGGGCCGUGACUGUGCGUCCCGUGUGGAUGCCAUGCUGAUGGGCACCACCACUUUGCCCCGUGCUGCUCCGCUGGCUGCCAACCCAACCUUCUACCAGAUGCCACAGAAGGGCAUGGAGCAAGCUGGUUUGGUCAAGAGACAUCUGCGAAAGCAUCAUCAGGUGACACAGGUGUCAGAUGCCUUCGAGAGAGGUCUGCUAGUGGAAAAUGUAAAGGAGCCUGAGGCUGAAGGAAAUUUGGAGGCCGAGCCAGAACCUCCGGUGGUGGCCAAGACCGAAACUCCUGCACCAGUUGCCGCGCCACCUGCUGCCGAUCCGCAAAUCGCGGCAAUGCAGUCGCAGGUGUCGGCCGGGUGCUGGGUCCCCCUAGGUCCCCCUAGGUCCCCCUAG